Nakaseomyces glabratus is the source of this 612-nucleotide messenger RNA. RefSeq lists its product as uncharacterized. The record is from RefSeq and is a predicted model, not a curated record. Lineage: Eukaryota; Fungi; Ascomycota; Saccharomycetes; Saccharomycetales; Saccharomycetaceae.
AUGUCUAAACAGUUUAAGUUGGGUGUUAUUACUGCUCAGGAUAUCUCGCCGCUGUGCAAGAACAAGCUUCCCCAUCCGACGGUGAUGGCGAACGAGUCGCUGGUUUCGCAGGUGGACGAGCUUCCCGAGGAGUUCCACCUGGACUACACGCCGCACCACGAGUAUAACGAGUACGUGGACCUUGGCGACCUGCCCGUGGACUCGUCCAUCAGUGAUUUCUGGAACGAGGUUAAGUCGACGCACGCGGAGGCUCCUGUGACCAGCUCUGUGACCAGCGUCGCCGAUACGGACGACGAGCUGAGACAGCUGUCGCAGUCGCUCUCGGAGGGCCACGAACACGCCCACGCCCACGCUCACGCCCAUGCGGGCUCGGAUACGUCUCUGGAGGACUUCCUGAACCACGAGGACCUCGACAACGAUAUUGUGACGCCUACACAGGAGGUGAAGCUGCUGUGUCUGAGGGACAGCAAGGGGAAGUUCACCUUGAAGACCACCGAGCGGAGCAAGAAGAACAAGGUCAAGAAGAACAAGAAGAACAAGGUCCUGCGGAGGAAGAGCGGCGUCUGCGCUAUGAUCUCCACGGGCAUCGGUAUCAACGAGUUCAUGUUGUAA